UAUUAUUUAUCAAGAUAUUCUGUUUGAAUUUUUCAAUAUUCAUUCUAAAGAAGAAGCAAUACUUUAAAAAAACUUCUAGAUGGUCGGAUAGAAGCCAUAAAUUUUGUGAAAACCGUUCUCUGAGCUGUCCGGGAAACGCUUCACCGUUUUCCAGUUAAUUGUCCAAAGUCAAAAAUGCACUUAACAGAGUAUGAAACAAAAAAAAACGUCAAAGUCAUCAGUACACCUUUCCGUGUUAUCAAUUCAGUUUGGUCAGUCCUAUAAACGUUUCAAUCGUACUCUUGUGCAAAUACUUACUGCUAAACAAAAAAAAAUAAUGAAAUUACCUUUUCUACUGACACUAUUAUUACUUGAACUUGUAUGUUCCUACAAGGUCCUAGUAUUCAAUCCAGCGUUCGGAGCAAGUCAUUCGAAUUUUUUAGGGAAAAUUUCCGAUAUUCUUAUUGAUGCAGGUCACGAUGUGACAAUGCUAAUUCCUGUUUGCAUGGAAUCGAAAAAGGAUUUAGUUGGUUCCAAAAAAGUUAAGAAAAUCAUAAGAAUUGAUCAAGAACCACGUAGUAAGUUAAUGCAAGAAGAAGCGAAAACGGAAGAAAUGAUAAAGAAGCAAAUAUGGAAACUUGAUGCAGAUAUUACUAUUUUCUUUUCGAUGAUCAAAAACUUCAGUAUUGCCAGUGGUUAUCAGUGUGAAAAUAUUUUCAAGCAAACAGCUAUCUUGGAACAAUUGAGAAAUGAACAUUUUGAUUUGGGAAUAACAGAAUCUCUGUUUAUUUGUGGAUUUCCUCUUCUCGACUCGAUUGGUGUGAAAACAAUAAUCAAUGCAGAUUCAGUACUUUAUCUAGAUGUCGUUAAACAUGCUCUUGGUGAACCAGCAUCAACUAGUUACUAUCCUGGAGUUUAUGCAAAAAACAUAGACAGAAUGAGUUUUCGAGAAAGAGUACGGAAUUUAUUUGGAAUGGCAUUCUCUUGGUAUUUUUCGUGGACAAGAUUUCAAGGAGAACUAGAAGCAAUUAAGCCAUACUAUAAUAAAUCGUUAACAUGGGAAGAUCAUAUUAAUGGAGCAGCUUAUUAUUUCAUAAAUUCAAAUCAAUAUUUGGAUUAUCCAAGUCCAACUCUCCCAAAAACAGUUUUUAUUGGUGGAAUGCAAGUAAAUACGAAUAAGCAUGGAAAAGUUAAACUGGAAAAGGAAUGGGAUGAUUUAUUGAAUUUGCGAAAACAAAAUGUUCUUGUGUCAUUUGGAUCAAAUGCUUUCUCAUGUGAUAUGCCAGAUGAGUUCAAAGAAUCGUUUUUAAAAGUUUUUGCAUCGAUGCCGGAAACCACUUUUAUUUGGAAAUAUGAACAAGAAAAUGCAACGUUAGCAGAUCAACUUUCGAAUGUCAAAUUGACUACUUGGAUGCCACAAAAUGAUAUUCUUGCGGAUGAACGAUUAACACUUUUUGUCACUCACGGAGGUCUUGGAAGUUCAAUGGAAUUGGCAUAUCAAGGGAAACCAGCAGUUGUUAUUCCACUAAUGGCUGAUCAACCGAGAAAUGCACUAAUGCUCACAAGACACGGUGGUGCUCUUCAAUUGGAUAAAACUUUUUUGAAUAAUUCAGAAAAAAUUAGAGAAGCCAUACAGACUGUUAUGGAAAAUCCGAGCUACAAGAAAAAUGCAGAAAAAUUGGCAAAUAUACUUUCUUCACAGCCUCAUCAACCAAAAGACGUUGUUCUGAAACAUUGUGAUUUUGCAGUCAAACAUGGAGAUUUGAAAACUUUAAACUCAGAAGGCAGACAUUUAAAUGUGUUCCAAUAUUACUCGAUUGAUAUUGCUUUAGCUGCUGGACUAUUUCUUGUAACAAUUAUUUCAUUUAUCAUUUUUACAAUAAUUUUCGUAUUCAAGAAGGUCUAUUUUAUGUGCCGAUCGGAUAAACAGAAAGUUGAAUAGAUUUAAAUUAUUUUCAAAAUAUCUGUAUUAAUGAAUAAACUAUUUAAUGUCUCACA
Caenorhabditis elegans is the source of this 1977-nucleotide messenger RNA. It is a transcript of the gene ugt-15, whose product is annotated as UDP-glucuronosyltransferase. The transcript is spliced from 8 exons. Gene Ontology annotation, cellular component: membrane. The record is from RefSeq and is marked reviewed. Gene Ontology annotation, molecular function: UDP-glycosyltransferase activity; glucuronosyltransferase activity. The coding region runs from base 317 to 1921 and encodes 534 amino acids. NCBI's taxonomy places the organism in Eukaryota, Metazoa, Nematoda, Chromadorea, Rhabditida, Rhabditidae.